Messenger RNA from Aricia agestis (brown argus), 1956 nucleotides. It is a transcript of the gene hgo, whose product is annotated as homogentisate 1,2-dioxygenase. The record is from RefSeq and is a predicted model, not a curated record. NCBI's taxonomy places the organism in Eukaryota, Metazoa, Arthropoda, Insecta, Lepidoptera, Lycaenidae. Gene Ontology annotation, cellular component: cytoplasm. Bases 383 to 1696 code for a protein of 437 amino acids. Gene Ontology annotation, biological process: L-phenylalanine catabolic process. Gene Ontology annotation, molecular function: homogentisate 1,2-dioxygenase activity. The transcript has 11 exons.
AUACCCGCCGCGCCACUUAGAAAUACAGACUGGAUUUUGUUGUGAUCGAAUGGAAUAUAUUAAAAGUAGGUGUGUUUUAUGUUACGGUGCAAACGUGAAACGAGCUACCGAAGACCGCGACAAAUCGCUGACAAAAUAGCGCGGUCGUGACAGUUAUCGGUCGCCCGUUUAGUUAGAAGCAAGCCCUUAUUUUUUUUUUUCAGUUGGUGAAAAUUUAAAUUGGAUUCCAAUCGAACGUUCAAGAUUUCCAAUUAUUUCACAAGAUUGUGACAUUGUUAUUAUUUAACUUGUUUAAUAAUAAACCGGACUUAUUAGCAUACUAGCCGCCGGUAAACAAGUGAUAAUAUUCCACGACAGCACAGAGACGGUCGUGUUAUCUGAAAUGGCAGAAUUAAAGUAUCUAUCAGGCUUCGGGUCAGAGUUUAGCAGCGAGGAUCCGCGCAGGCCCGGGUCUCUGCCCCAGGGCCAGAACAACCCGCAGCGCUGCCCAUACGGCCUGUACGCGGAGCAACUGUCUGGUACCGCCUUCACCGCGCCCAGACAUGAGAAUAGACGGUCGUGGUUGUACAGGAUUCGUCCAUCCGUUAUCCACGAGCCAUUCAAAAGAACGAAUUCUGCUAAAUUCUUGACACAUAACUGGGACGAAGUUGAUCCCGACCCUAAUCAGACACGCUGGCUGCCCUUCGACAUCCCAUCAGCAUUUACGGACUUCGUGUCUGGUCUUCACACGGUGUGCGGCGCCGGCGACCCGCGCGCACGACAUGGGAUUGCCAUCCACGUGUUCCUCUGUAACGCACCCAUGGAGAAAUCUGCGUUUUAUAAUAGCGACGGGGAUUUCUUAAUAGUGCCCCAACAAGGCACUCUCCAAAUAACGACGGAGUUCGGCAAGAUGGAGGUGCGACCUAACGAAAUAGCCGUUAUCCAGCAGGGCAUGCGGUUCGCCGUACAUGUUGAUGGGCCUACCAGAGGCUACAUCCUGGAGGUGUUCGACGGUCACUUCAAGCUGCCGGACCUCGGUCCCAUCGGCGCCAACGGCCUCGCCAACCCGCGCGACUUCCUCACGCCUGUCGCGCAUUAUGCCGAUGAGGAGAUACCUGGCUUCAAAAUCUUCAGCAAAUAUCAGGGCGCGGUGUUCGAAGCGGUCCAAAACCACUCGCCCUUCGACGUGGUGGCGUGGCACGGCAACUACGUGCCAUACAAGUACUGCCUCGACAACUUUAUGGUCAUCAACUCUGUGUCUUUCGAUCAUUGCGACCCGUCAAUAUUCACGGUGCUGACGUGUCCGUCGACGAAGGCCGGCGUAGCGAUCGCGGAUUUUGUCAUCUUCCCGCCGCGUUGGUCCGUCCAGGAGCACACCUUCCGACCGCCGUAUUACCACAGGAACUGCAUGAGCGAGUUCAUGGGCCUCAUACUGGGUAACUACGAGGCGAAGGAGGAGGGCUUCGCCCCCGGGGGCGCGACCCUGCACUCCGCGAUGACGCCGCACGGCCCCGACAGUAAAUGCUUCAACGCGGCCUCCACUGCCAAGUUGGAUGCGGAGAAGAUCGCUGUUGGCACUCAGGCGUUCAUGUUCGAGUCGUCCCUCAGUAUGGCGAUGACGAAGUGGGGCGCCGAGACCUGUCAGAAGGUGGACCACAAAUACUACGAGUGCUGGAAAAACCUGCCCAAGCUGUUCUCUGAUGAAGUCAACGUUUAGUGUUAUUUUAAUAUACGAGAUGUUUUAUUUACUUACGGCUGUACUCAGAGAGGUGCAAACUUAACCGUAACUUGAUGAAGAUUUUGACAUAAAUUCCUUUAAGUUAUGUUUUAAAAGUUCUAACACCGCCCGCGUAAGUAAAAAAUAACAACUCAGGAGAUACAAAACAAUUGCAUGAUUUUGUAUGGAUACCAUUCUAAAGCAGGUUUACUGUUUAAUUAUUUUAGGAGUUUUUGUUAAGCGGUACGUGUUCCUUAUAA